Molecule: messenger RNA, 2475 nt
Organism: Brenthis ino (lesser marbled fritillary)
Lineage: Eukaryota; Metazoa; Arthropoda; Insecta; Lepidoptera; Nymphalidae
Source: the annotation of a GenBank genome assembly
AUGCCGAAGAUAUUCCUCAUUAAGAAGCGGUUGCACGAGCAACAACUUGGGCUACAGGAGGGUCAGGAAGGUCUUCUCGGUAAAGGUGACCCAUUAUGCCCUGGUUCUCCUCUCGACGAUGGUCCAAUUCCGCUCCUCUCCAAAAAGGAUAAAGAAUGCGUCGAUCGAGAUGUAUUCGGAGAAAGCAAUGGUGUCAAAAAUACACAAGAAAGACGCACUAAAGAACCUAGAAGAUUCAUUUCAUCAAUACUUGGCGGAGAAAUCCCUUAUGGAAGCCAUAGGGGCAUACACGUGUUAACUCAAGCAGAAAGAAAACAAUAUUUACCAGUUGUAGCUGAUGACAGUAAAAGUGAUGAUAAACCUCUAAUCAAGGAAGAAAAAGAUUUAUUAGAAAGUGAACUUGUAGUUUUACCGUCUAGAAAUUCACCUUCACCCGAAUCUGCACCUUCUCCAAGUAUCGAUAAUAAUGUCACCUGCCAAAAAGUAUCAGUAAUACAAAGGACACCUUCGCAGUCACAGUUUCGUGAUAGUAAAAAAGAAGUAUCAGAUGUAACAAUUCCAGCGACUCUUCCUACUUCUGAACCUGAACAAGAUCAACCUAUUGACUAUGCUAUUGCUAAAAAAAGGGGCGAGUCUGAAGAUGAAGAAACAGAAAAGAAAAUAAGAGAACAAAGAAGGACCAGCAGUUCAAAAAUUGCUAAUGGUAUUUUAGCUAGACCUGUUUUAGUAUUACGAAACCGUCCUGGAAGUAAAAUUCCCGGGAUUAUCAAUGCUGCAGCUGGGCAUGGACGUUCCACUGGCGGAAGUGGUUCAACUGGAAAUUCCCAAAACACUGGUAGUUCAGGAAGUUUCAGUUCAGGUUCAGGAAGUGCGACUCCAUCAUCUGGCGGAGGAGGAGCCUUAGGAGGAGGUUCCGGCAGUGGAGGCAAUGGUCGUGAUGGACGAUCAAAUUAUGGGCCAAAUAGCCCACCUACUGGUAGUCUUCCGCCAUUUUAUGAAACAUUAGGACCAUCUACUAAGAAUGGUCAAAAUACAUAUAAUGCUAAUGGAAACUUCUCAAAUGAAUUUAAUAUUAUUAACGGUUUCAAUAUGGACUGUGAAAAUACCGAAAACACACAUACUAAUUUUACCGAACAAAGCAAACAAUAUUCCUUGAUGCAAAAUGCUAAUUAUGGGUUAGCUUUAAAAGAUGAAGAGAUUGACUAUGAAAACAAAAUAGAAAAUCUUGGAGCCAUUGGUACUUACGGAAAUUUUGAUGAUUCCAUGGUCGUAGAUAUGGGGGAGGAUGGCAUAGAUAAUAAUCAAUUUUACACAACACUAACUUUUGCACAAAAUGAAGGUAUAUUGGGCAAUUUUUCUGAUUCUACGGAGGAUUUUGCCAGUUUGUUAAACAAUCAUGUUGAAUCACUAGAUACUGAAUUACGAGAGUCUUCUUCAAUUACGCCAGACUCCGUUCAUAAUGCUGUAGACAUUGAAACAUUAGCUGAACAAGUUAAUUUGAGCAGACAAUACUACGCAAUAGCAAGCCAGGAGCCAAAUGUCGCACAUGCAUUUGGCAAAGAGCGACCAGAUUUGUUAAUGCAUAUUAAUCCAGGACUUCUUCCACAUAAUGAAGGCCAAAUGCAGCAACUACAAAUUCAUGUUCAACUUCAACAAAGACAGCAAAUGCUAUCUCCAGGCUUCCCGUACACCAAUCAUCCUCUGGACUUGGACUCGCCAACGGGUGUUUCCCUGCCAUCACCGGGUGGGAACAAUUCCUUGGACGGCAACAGUCACAUCGAAACCUCCGCUCUCAGUCCUGCUGCUGCUGUAAGUCUCAAGAAAGGCUCAGUCACCGAUAGCAAAAUUCAAAUCUUGCAACAAAGGCUUGGACUUCCAGCAGAGCUACCGUUGGAAUUUAUUAAUGGUGGGCACGGUGUCAAAAAUCCCUUAGCUACUGAAGCAAAUGCAAGGCAACGAGAAGAAGAAAAGAAUAAGCAAGUUUUGGUCAGUGAGGAUGAUCCAACAAAAUUUGUAUGCAGAGUUUGCUCGAAGAAUUUCAGUUUACAAAGACUUCUUAAUAGACAUAUGAAAUGCCAUUCUGAUGUAAAACGAUAUUUAUGCACAUUUUGUGGCAAAGGCUUUAAUGAUACCUUCGAUCUUAAAAGACACACUAGAACACAUACGGGAGUUCGACCUUACAAAUGUAAUCUGUGUGAGAAGUCUUUUACCCAGAGAUGUUCUUUAGAAUCUCAUUGUUUAAAAGUCCAUGGAGUUCAACAUACCUAUGCCUACAAGGAAAGAAGAACAAAGAUGUAUGUAUGUGAAGAAUGCGGUCACACCACCUCAGAACCUGAAGAACAUUACAUGCAUCUCAAAAAACAACAUCCGUAUUCUCCUGCUCUAUUGAAGUUCUACGAUAAGCGACACUUUAAAUUCACAAAUGCAACUUUCGCCAAUCAACUAUUGGGCCAACUUCCUAUGCCAGUCCAUAAU